UCUUUCACGAAUUACACAUGGCGCCCAAGGGUAAGUCCAAGGAGACCAAAGCCAGUGCCAAGAGCACUGAAACUUCAAAGGCUCAAAAAGCCAAGAAGGCCGUCCUGAAGGGUGUCCAAAAGACUGGUCAAAGGAAAGUCAAGACGACUGUAAAAUUCCAUCGUCCAAAGACCCUCAGUCUCAGACGAAACCCUAAGUACCCUCGUCUCUCGGCUCCCAGAGAAAACAAGCUUGACCAUUAUGCCAUCAUCAAACACCCUCUUACAACUGAGUCAGCGAUGAAAAAGAUUGAGGACAACAACACUCUUGUUUUUAUUGUUGAUAUAAGAGCAAACAAGCCUCAAAUCAAGGCUGCUGUAAAGAAGCUGUAUGAUAUUGAUGCAUCAAAAGUAAACACCCUAGUCAGGCCAGAUGGGCAGAAGAAAGCAUAUGUACGACUUGCCCCAGAUUAUGAUGCAUUGGAUGUUUCAAACAAGAUUGGAAUUAUCUAAAGUGAAUGUCUAUGGGUAGUUGAAAAAUAAUAAAAUUCAAAAUUGUUA
Exaiptasia diaphana is the source of this 539-nucleotide messenger RNA. RefSeq names its product 60S ribosomal protein L23a. The coding region runs from base 18 to 491 and encodes 157 amino acids. The record is from RefSeq and is a predicted model, not a curated record. Gene Ontology annotation, cellular component: cytosolic large ribosomal subunit; ribosome. Gene Ontology annotation, molecular function: structural constituent of ribosome; rRNA binding. Gene Ontology annotation, biological process: translation; ribosomal large subunit assembly. Lineage: Eukaryota; Metazoa; Cnidaria; Anthozoa; Actiniaria; Aiptasiidae. The transcript is spliced from 4 exons.